UUGAUCAGAACCAGAAGGAAGUAAUCCAGUAUCAACAUUUUGUUAUAAAACAAGGCAAAUUUCAGGAGACGCACUUCAAUUUUACGCAAAUGUGACACAAGCUAGAUCAUCAAAACACUUUAAAAUACCAACUCCAAUAUACCUAUCGAAGCAGACAGAACGCUCCAACACUGCAGGUCCCACUGCCUUGGAAUGGUCCGGUAACGAAAACAGAUCUGCAACAACAGCACAGCCACCACUAAGACCAACAAUAACUGAGAUGGAAACUACAAGUCUGACAUCGUUUAAAGAUCCCAUGACAACAAAAGUUGAUAUUGGAAGCUUGACAAUGUCUGAAGAUCCCAGGCAUGAAGUCACAACUCCAGGAAGCCCAUUAGACAAGUUAGAUGGAACAGCCACAUCAUCAUUGAAGACCACCGACUCCGUUCAAAGUUCAACUGCAGCACUAUAUGUCACCACCAACAAUGCUGCGACUGGAAUUCUCGAUGUCGAAGAUGGGGUUUCAGGUGCAUUGAUGGGGGGCAUCAUAGCAGGCAUCCUGCUCUUUGUUGUGUUGAAUGUUGCCAUGGCAAUUAUAUGGGGACGGAUAAGAAGAUGGAGGGCAAAUUCAAAGGCCACAAAAUCAGAGAACUUAUCGAGUGCCAGUGGCACAGGUGACCUCUAUGAUGACACCAGAUUGAGACCAGGUAACCUCUAUGAUGACACCAGAUUGAGACCAGGUAACCUCUAUGAUGACACCAGAUUGAGACCAGGUAACCUCUAUGAUGACAUCAGAUUGAGACCCAAUGGAGGACUACGGCCACCAAACCAGGGACCCCCUUGGUGUAAUGACAAUGCGGCUUUCAAUAUAAUCAAUGAGGGCGAGUAUACAGAGAUAGGUGCCAGGAGAGGUGGUGUGAAGAACAUCCCUUCCCUCCAGCUACCCACCCCGGAUAACCGAUCCGCAUCAUCUGGUGAACAGACUCCGGUGUAUCUUGUCCUAGAGCUGGAUGGACCACACAGUCCUGUAUACUUCGAAUUAGAAUCAGAACUCUCUAACAGACUUGAUAACGGUGCUGCAGAAGAUGAAAUUUACUCGUCGCUGCGACCGACUGGCUCGGAGACACAGACACCUAUUUAUCAAUCCCUUGAUCCGGAUAACACUGGCGAGCACGUAUUCCCAACGCUUUCAAAAGAAUUGGAAUACGAAUUAGAGAACAUUGCUAAUGACACCAAACCUGAAGUCAGGAUUGUGGAUGGCACACCAAACCUAGAGUACGCUCUUGAAAGCAAUGAACAAGGUGCAAAUGAGGCACAUAGUAAUCGUCGGCCACUGCCGAAAAUAUCUGUUGAUGACACAGGAGCAGACAGCUGUGAUAGUUUCCCAAUUAGUUAUGAUUACGUUUUUGGCAUUGAGGCAAAAAAAGGUCAAUCAGAUUUCCGUCAUUUAGAAAUGGUGACGUCUAUUUAGAACUGGUCGCAGACGAUCAAGUACGAAAGGACAACAUAAGUCAGGAUAGUUACGAUUACGUUCAGGAUGUUGAGAAUUGCCAAAUUCCGGAAAAUCUGGACAGGGAGAGAAAUAGUUAGAAUUGGUUUCUGGGGAUCACGACAGCAAUGAAAGACAUGGAGACGGAAAACUGAUAACAGACGAUAAUAAUCCAAAUAUUUAUCUUGAUCUUAUGCUGAACAGAUAGAUGACGGUUACCUCAAGCCGAUGGUGUCAAGCCAGAACAAAGAGGACGACCACAGCAGUGUGGAGUACGAUUAAACAUAUGCCAGCCAGGACCAGUAUGUGCUGACUUCUGGUGGGCAAGAGAACAACUUAAGUAAUUAACUGCUUGAAGCGGAAUCUCUCUUAAAGGGAACUGAAACCGCCCAGCCAGUUCGUAUGACCUCGUUUCAUUUCCUGCGUAUCGGGUGAUCAGAACGAGGCAUGAAUGAAACAUGGCGCCUAGCUGUCAAUCAUUGAGUGACGUCACUACUAUGGAAUUUACUACGAAAACUCAUGAAUGAAAGAUCGCAUGACUCACGUGAUUCUCACAUGAUGCUCAAGAAUAACAAAUUGAAUAGCGCAUGCUCGGGCACUGGGGGCAGAGCUACAAAUCUGAACUCCAAUAGGAAGUUGGAAGUUUGACUUUCUCGGGCGGUGAAAGUCGAAAAGUUGAAUAAAUCGCUCGGCAGCUUUGUUUUACAGUAUGACACCCUCUCUACUGAGGAAAAUGAUUUUGGUCUCAUAUCUAUGUACAUUGGCGGCAUUAAAUGUGCACUUGUUCAACCUAAAUAACAAUUAAAGGAUUUAACGGUGGGCUGUCUUUCCAGUCUGUAUAGUUAAAGGUAUUCUUUUGUGACACGCUUUCCACAGCGGUUCUGCUAAUAAUCUUAUCACCAGACAUAAGGCCCCUUUAACAAUCCAACACAUUUAAAUGCCCACUACACAACAAUGUAGGAAAUUAUGUCACCCCAUUUAGAAUGGAUAAUAAUAGCAAUGGAGGUGGGGUUCCUGGAAGCCUAUAUGUUCGUAAACAGGCAAGUCAUACUGCAAACAGUCCACGGAGCGAGCGGGCCAAUGGAAGUUGCCUUCAAAUCAGGUUUUCCCAAAUCAAUGACGUUUGUUGUGAUGCGUCGAUCAAGAUACGUGUAUUAAUGGAGAAAGUUUCUGGAGAGAGUUUGAUUGUGACUUGGAGAGGAAAAGAGCACAGAAGUUAAUACAAUGUUGUUGUGGAUUGGAUUUAUGUUCAUUACGGCCGCACAGGCUUACCAAGUGCUUCACGUUCGUUCCGCAAAGGGUUCACAGAGUUUUACAUGGGCCGAAGCAAAUGCAGAAUGCCAAAAACGUGGCAUGAAUUUGGCAUCGCGGAGUCAGCUUCAGACCGCAUUUCAAGAAGGCCUGGACGUCUGCCGGUGUGGUUGGAUACGAAAAAAGAUCGCUCUCAAACCUAUCCAGUAUCCAAGAGCGGGAUGCGGAAAUAAACGGAAAAUAGAAGUCUGCAACCAGGCUGCUGGAGCUGUGGCUGCCAUUUUUGGAAAUUCAAAUGCUGCCCAUGACGCAUUUUGUUAUUCACCCAAAGGAGAGUCACCAGAAAUGUCAACUGAAAUCUGUGACACAGACCGAGACACAACCUUAAAGUGUAGAAAAAACAACAGUCUCCUUCUGAUACUAGAAGUCAAAAGAUACAUGACGCAAACUUGCCGUGGUGAAAUUUCCAAUAUCACCGAUCACUUUCCUGCCGUUGCUGGACAGUGCAGCUUGAAACAACACUGCAAGGUGUCGCUGGCAAAUCUGCGCCUCCAGGACACAGAUGUCAACAAUUUGUGUACAUGCGCUUCCAUUAGAUACAGAUGUAUAGUUGAUAUUCCUGUCUUUGACAUCUGUCCAGCGACCAAAACAGAACUGACUGCCCCCGAGGGCUACCUCACCGGACCAAAGUACCCCAACCCUAUGCCGAACAUACUGAACAUAAUGCAGUGUAACUGCACAAUAAAAUCAUCGGGAAAAUUGACAUUUUUGAUACAAGAUAUUAAACUCCAUCGAAAUGUUAACAUAAAGGAGUGUCAACAAAAUCUUGGCAUUAUGGGGCCAUCUGAAAAUACCCCUCUGAAUUCAAAUACUCUUUCUUGCGCUGAUAAUGGGUAUGAGGAAAGGACAAUUUUCACAACUGUCAGUGAUUGGACAUCGCUUUUGUUUUGGAAUCGUCCGGAAAACUAUGAUGACACUGGCGGCGAUUACGGAGAUUACGAACCAGAGGAUAUCAGUGGAGGAAGAUUUCUCAUGAAAUAUGACAGUAAAUUAGUCAAAGGAAGCGACUUUAAGCUUGUCUGUGAACGUACAUGGGAUGUUGCACCACCUAUUAUUAAUUCUCAAACUUUACCGCCAUCCACUGCUUUAACCACACUGGUUGCAGUACCGCCAUCACCUCCAGGACAGAUAAAUCAAGGUGUUAUCAUUGGUGCAGCAGUGGGAGGGGGUCUCCUCAUUAUAAUCAUUGUCAUCCUAGUUAUUUUCAUCAUUAGAGGAAAACGACGAACAAAAAAAGGUUUCCAAAAACCUCCAAUUGGAGGGCAAACAAGCGAAGGGCAAAUAGCAAAUCCAUCCUAUAAUGCCGCAAUUAGAAAUGAUACGAUAGGUAACCAGAACAAUUUAGAAGCACAAGCAGUGUCAGGAUACAAUUAUAUCGACGAAUCUGACCUUGAUCGGGACAAUGUUGAGUUUUAUUCGACACCAGAUUUGGCCAAUGGCGUAGUCGAGGAGAGCAUUUAUGUUAAUGAUGAAAUUAGUAGGAUGGACUGUGUUCGUGGUAGCUACGAAGCUCUAAACCCAAAAUACAUUGAGCGCCAAGAUUCAAAUAUCUACGAAGGUUUUGAUGAACCGAAAAAGAAAGGUGUUUCGAGUAAAGCGUCGGGUAAAAGUAAUACAAGUGGACAUUCAUAUGCUAAGUAUGAAAGGGCGCCGCCUGACGGAAUUGAGGAGGAGAAUGUAUACGAUGAUUGUGUACCACAAGCACAACAGGAGGAAGAUAUGUAUGCCUCUGUUGAUGAUUAGAUCUGGAAACUUUAAUGGGGAGGAGGGGGGGCAGAAUUACCCUAAAUAACGGAAACAGGUAUCUCCCCCGCCCUCGGGAAGCUUUCAUCCAGUGAGCAACUAAAUGUGCUGUGAAUGUUUUAUUACAAACAGCAACAUUUUGGACUAUGCCACUCAAACAAUAGAACCAACUCCCACAUGCCUAACAUUCGACAAGUGCAAAAUUGGCCCAAUUAGGCAUUCCGAACUUUCAUUCGGACAAUGUAGAUAUUUUAUGUCAUGAUAUUUUAUAGUGUAUGGAAAACAAAUAUAUUUUGGUAUUUAUUCGAGAUUUA
This is a messenger RNA of Lineus longissimus, 4836 nucleotides long. RefSeq lists its product as uncharacterized. The transcript has 11 exons. The record is from RefSeq and is a predicted model, not a curated record. Lineage: Eukaryota; Metazoa; Nemertea; Pilidiophora; Heteronemertea; Lineidae. The coding region runs from base 2693 to 4522 and encodes 609 amino acids. Gene Ontology annotation, molecular function: hyaluronic acid binding; transmembrane signaling receptor activity. Gene Ontology annotation, cellular component: plasma membrane. Gene Ontology annotation, biological process: cell adhesion.